Molecule: messenger RNA, 1500 nt
Organism: Marasmius oreades (fairy-ring Marasmius)
Lineage: Eukaryota; Fungi; Basidiomycota; Agaricomycetes; Agaricales; Marasmiaceae
Exons: 6
Coding region: 360-1385 (341 amino acids)
Source: RefSeq, a predicted model, not a curated record
CGUCAUUGAAAUACCUCUUGAAUGUGGACCUUUGAGGCUCAAGAACUUUAUGUGGUAGAGGGGUAAAGGGGUUCUACUUUGCGCAAGACAUCAUAUCGAAAUCGUCGACUCAUUACCCGACCAUCUAUCUAUCUAUCGCCUCAUUACCCGAUCUGACACCACACACGGAAUUAAUCAAAACAGCGCGCUGCAAAAGCUACCUAUCGAUCUAUGUACUGAAUACUGUAAGUUCGGGCGCUGAGAACUUCCUUGGCGGCAUACAAGUACCGACUUUUAUAUCACAACCCUGACCAACACCUGGCAUCCUUCCCUUCCUCCCAUCUUUCCCCUUCACUGCUCGACUCCGCCCUGAAAGUAUCAUGUCCGGUACGGAGGAGGUCUUCGUCAAGGAAAUUCGGGAGGCCUACUUCAAUGCAUGCAACUUUGAGUCGUUGAUGCGAGGUAUCCAUAUCGCGGUUGUCAUUUCAGCGAUUUCCAAGAUAUAUGCAGGAAAUAAAAGCGGCCCACGAAGGCACAUAACUGCCCUCCUCAUUAUAAUCCUCUUCGUGCUUUCUACGAUCCAUAAUGCUGCGUAUUGGGCAUAUGUCCGCCGCGCUUUCAUUGCCCACGGGGAAACUGCUCAAUCAACCGCGAGUGCACUCAACGAUUAUCCAACGUGGUUCACGGGCAUAACGUCAGUCUCGGAUGCGAACGCAGUCCUAGCGGAUUGCAUUAUAAUUUGGAGGACGUGGGUAGUUUGGGGACAGAGUUGGCGGGUGAUUGUCCUUCCUAUCAUCUCCACGAUGCUGAUGACCGCCUUUUCAAUCAUUGCGAUUUAUCAGACCGUCACAUCCACAAGUUUCGGCGCUGUGGGUGUCGACUACGCCACAGCUCUCUACGCCUCAACCCUCGCCACAACGAUUUUCUGCACGAGCGCCAUCGUUUACAAGGUCCUGAAGAUUGGAGGUUCGAGUAGUUUCCGCACCUACCGAGGUGUAGUGGAGGUUCUGGUCGAGUCGUCGAUGUUGUAUUGUAUAGCGACUCUUUUCGCGUUGAUCGCCUAUGUGAAAAGUGGUCCAGCAUCGGAGUUUGCGUCGGCCUUCUGGACCAGCGUCACGGGAAUUGUACCGACUUUACUUGUCGCGCGUGUGGCCUCUGGCGAGGCUCGUCCCAACGAUACUUGGAAUCGGACCACGAAGAAUACCCACGUUGGCCAGAUAUCGUUUAUGAGAGAAUCACAGAAUUCAAGACCGACCACCGAAGGGUACGAGCUUCAUCAGCAUACAAGGCCUGAUCCUUUUGCGAUUGGAUAUGCGGAUUUUGAAGAGGGCGAGCGUUCUGCCAUUUCUGGAGGUGGUUCGGAUGGGAAGCUACCCAUCCAUCCAAAAUACGAAACCCCCGUCUAGGACUUGCUAUGCUGCAACUAUACCGUACGGGGUACCCAUAUCUGCUGCCUUAAAUGUAUCAAUAAUAUUAUUAAGUUAGUACAAAUGCUUUAGCCCCAUCCAUUCUCGGUUACAG